Messenger RNA from Trifolium pratense (red clover), 1616 nucleotides. Its product is annotated as protease Do-like 1, chloroplastic. Gene Ontology annotation, biological process: proteolysis. NCBI's taxonomy places the organism in Eukaryota, Viridiplantae, Streptophyta, Magnoliopsida, Fabales, Fabaceae. The transcript has 8 exons. Gene Ontology annotation, molecular function: serine-type endopeptidase activity; protein binding. The record is from RefSeq and is a predicted model, not a curated record. Bases 103 to 1407 code for a protein of 434 amino acids.
CACAUGAAAAUGUAAUCCAACAUUACAAGAACCACAAACAACGUUUACUUUCCAACAUAGACACAAUCCUUAGUCCACACAAAGAAUCUAAAAACACAAACAAUGGCCAUUACUUCUUCAUCCUCUUCACUCAUUUCCACAUUCUUCUUCAACUCUUCUUCAUUCACUCGUUCCAUAAUCACCAAACCAAAAUCCAUUCAUCUUCAAAAACCAAGUCACUUAAUUUCUCACCCCACCCUUUUCCUACUACACCCUCCACCUAAAACACCAUCAACAAAAACAACACUUUCACUUCCAAAACUUACUAUACCUAAAACAUGUUUUGAUUCUCUUUUCAUUUUAUGCACUUCAAUUGCACUCUCUUUCACUCUCUUCAUUUCAAAUGUUGAUUCAGCUUCUGCUUUUGUUGUAACUUCUCCAAGGAAGUUGCAAUCUGAUGAACUUGCUACUGUUCGUCUCUUCCAAGAGAAUACUCCUUCUGUUGUUUAUAUAACUAACCUUGCUGUCAAGCAGGAUGUGUUUACUUUGGAUGUGUUGGAGGUUCCUCAAGGAUCUGGCUCAGGUUUCGUUUGGGAUAAGGAUGGUCAUAUAGUCACCAAUUAUCACGUUAUCAGGGGUGCUUCUGAUCUCAGGGUCACUCUUGCUGACCAAUCAACAUACGAUGCAAAAGUUGUUGGUUUUGACCAAGACAAGGAUGUUGCCGUGCUGCGCGUUGAUGCUCCUAAAGAGAAGCUCAGGCCUAUACCUGUUGGUGUCUCUGCAGACUUGCUUGUUGGUCAGAAAGUGUUCGCUAUUGGAAAUCCGUUCGGACUUGACCACACUCUUACAACCGGAGUCAUCAGUGGACUUCGGAGAGAAAUUAGUUCAGCUGCAACCGGUCGUCCUAUUCAAGACGUUAUUCAGACUGAUGCAGCAAUUAAUCCUGGUAACAGUGGAGGGCCACUCCUUGAUAGUUCUGGAAACCUCAUUGGGAUAAAUACAGCCAUAUACUCUCCAUCUGGUGCAUCCUCCGGUGUUGGAUUUUCUAUUCCUGUCGAUACUGUAAAUGGCAUUGUUGAUCAAUUGGUGAAGUUCGGGAAGGUUACUAGACCUAUAUUAGGGAUCAAAUUUGCUCCAGAUCAAUCUGUGGAGCAAUUAGGGGUAAGUGGAGUGCUUGUCUUGGAUGCUCCUGCCACUGGUCCAGCCGGGAAAGCAGGCUUACAAUCAACGAAGCGUGAUGCAUACGGUAGACUUAUUUUAGGAGACAUCAUAACAUCUGUGAAUGGUACGAAGGUUACUAAUGGAAGUGACUUGUACAGAAUUCUUGAUCAAUGUGAAGUUGGUGACAAGGUGAUUGUGGAGGUGUUGCGAGGCGACCACAAAGAAAAGAUUCCUGUCACUCUUGAGCCAAAGGCCGACGAAUCAUGAUGUGCAACUCAUUCUGCAUCGUUCAUGUAUAUAUACUGUUUGAUGUGUAUUCUAAGGUUGUUUCCCAACUGUGUGUACAUAUGGGACUGUACUAUUUGCUCCAACACAAGUUGAGAUUAAAAAAGAAAGCACUAAAAGAAACAUGAUAUGCUCAUUAUUGCUGUGAAGAUUCUUAGAUUUGUUCACUUACAUGGAAAUUUUCUUAAAGA